CGCUUUGUUCGUGUAUUCGUGUCACAUUGCGUAAAAACUUUUCUAGCGCGUUCCGCGGUAAAGUACGAGCUCUGUGGGUUUGUCUCUUGUAAACAAGACACGUAAAGUAGGCAGGCGGGCAGACAGCGUUUCCCAUGGUGAUUUUUUGUUGCACAGCACUCGGCGCUCGACCAUUUUGUUCGCGAUCGAAAUAAUCAGCAGAAUCGCGCUUUUGGCCACCAUCGAACUGUGUUGCUGUGCUGUGUUGGUUGUGUCAUCGUUCCGUUUUUGUGUUAGUAGCGUUCAAGGCGAGAAAAAUACAUCGUUCACGCUAGUUUCUAUUUUCCACUACGGUAAAUAUUGAUACGUGGAAGAUUCUGCAGUGCAGUGGUGCAGUUAGCAUAGAAGUAUCUCGAAGAUGCAAAGUACCAUCGAAUAGUGCAUUAAUUUCGAUUACGCAAGUUUUUAGGAACAUUCGCGGGCAUAGCAUGCGGCGCCCAUUCUUCUGGCCACCGCCUGCUAUUUGUUUUAUUUGGAUUAUUCAUUCGUGGCGUGUCGUGUGUGUGCGUGUGAGAAGUUAGUCGAGUUUUCCUUGAAGCGCUGACAACAGCAGCUGCCAAACGUCAAAGGCGAUCCGUCCAUUCGUGAAAUCGGAGUGGAAUAAAAAUGGCGCGAGUUUGCGGGCGGCACCUAAUAGCGUAAAUAGUUUCCCUGAAGGGAUGAAAAUUUUAGCAAUAACUAGGAAUCUGCGCGAAUUACCACAGAAACAUUCGAAAGACGGUGAGAAACAGUGAACUUCGAUGCGCAAAGGUGGAAAUUUUUGAGCUUUUCGUGCGUGGCUUCGCGUUUUUCUAUCGGUAUUUUCUUUCACUUUGCAUUUGGCGGCGCACACACAAACACGUUCAAUAAUCGCACCACAGUGACGAAUGACUAUUUUGCAAUAUUAUUGUUGUGAGUAGUAAUGACCUCUUCCAAGUGAUAAACAAAAAGCCCUGUGUGUUUGGUAAACACAGCAUGUAGCUUGCAGCCGAAGCGGUUGUGGCUUUGUGAACUGGAAAAUUGUGCAACCAAAGUACUGAGUAUUUUGAUGAAUGUGUUUUUUUGGCGAUGUUAAUUGCUGUUAUAUGGUAGGAAAAGUUGAGCCAAAAAUGGUGCACUACCCAAUGAUGUGAUACGCGACGCCGUGACUCGCGUUACGAAGAAGAGGAAGAAGGGCCGCAAUUGCAACUAAAUGUCGAAGGCAUGGUAUCGCCCUCCAAAACCAAGUAUUCGAGGGUCGCAGCUAAUCAGCAGCAGAGAACGGCUUCAUCGAAUAAAGUGAAACUAGUGAAAGGCCCGAGACCCUUGAUAUAUCACCGUUUCUAUCUGGACAUCCAGAAGCACCAACUUGCGAGCAAGGUCGAAAACACCAUCAAGGAACUUGGCGGGCGGAUAGAAUUCUUUCUUGUCAAGGAGAUUACCCAUUUCAUCACCGACAAGGACUAUCACCACCAAAACCAGCAUCAGCAGCAAGGUCAGAACGCUGCGGCAGACUUUAACGGAGGACCCUCGUACAAUUCGCUCCAGUCGCCGGCGACUCCAACGACACCGCUCACGCCCAAGACAUCAUUCGCUUCGCACUACCUGUCGCAGCAGUAUGUAAACGAAGCCUCGCCAUCGUCACCAUGCAUCGGCACACCAUCGGCUUCGGCGGGGACCGGUACUGGCACCACCACCGUGAGUACAGUGCACGGCGUUUCCGGCAGUGAGUACAAGAGUAAACCACGCAGCCGCGCGGAUGCUAUGCUCCAGCGUGUCCGCCAACAGCAACAACAACAACAGCAGCAUCAACAGAACUAUCAUUCAUCAAACUUUUCAGCUUCACGUCCGGGCAGUCCGUGCAGUCCAGCACCACCAUCACUACUAGCCACACCGAAAGCGGCGGCGAUCGGUAACCAAUUUCGCAUCGAUCGAGACAGCCAGAGUCCGGUUCAGCUAGCGAAAUCCUGGGGUAAACCGAUCUGGUCAACCGAAUACGCGGUGCGAUACUUCAACAAGGUAUUUGAAUCGUGCAAAGCGGAUGUAGAAGCUCUGACGAAGGAAUCUUCGGCGGCAAAUCGGAAGGCGACCAAUCUCCAACAUCUGCGGGGAGAUUUCGUUAAGAUCGAAUCUUUCAAGCGGCAGCACCGACCAGCCUUUCAUCUUUUUAAAAAGUGGCCCGUGUUGAAUUUGAACGCGAAAUCUACCGGCUCACCGUUCGAUAGCAUUCAGGAGAAGUCAACGGCUGUGACAGCGGGAGCGGGAACUGCGGCGGCUCCAGCGGCCAGCAAUAAAACAGUGAAAGACCCGACCGUCACGCCGGUUCCGGAAAGUGUGAAAACAACGACUACCAAUGCUACCGCGAAACAGCAAACCCAACAGCAGCAGCAGCAGUGUGGUUAUUGUGAGAUUUGUCGAAUCGAUUACGAUGUGCUGGCGAAUCAUUUGGUUGGGCAGGAGCACAGUGCGUUUGUGAACAACGCAAACAAUUUUGUGGCAUUGGAUAAACUAAUUGGUGAAGGUGGUGUGAGUUUGGAGACGUUUCUGAGCGAAGCCCAAAAGACCGCAGUGGUCGAAGAAGAGAACGUUCGGAGUGAGCUUUGUGAGAACGAUAAUAUUGUGCAGGUGAAGGAAUGUGAGGUUGAAGAAACUAUCGAGGAUUGUAGCAAACCAGAGGAGUCCAAGGGGACAGAAGUACAGAAAGUUAUUAGAACAUAUACCAGGAAAUCAAAAGAUAAAAACCCAUCGGGUUCAGCACCGGCAGCAUCUUCUCCCAGCAGGGCAGCGCCUGGGUUACGUAAUUACGCUGGCCGGAAGGGGCCAGCAUCGGCAGCAACAAAACUAAACCCUACAUCGUCAACCCCGACAUCAUCAUCAUCAUUCACUGUCGCGGCCGGAGCGCAAAUGUUUGGACGACGCUCAGCGAUCCAUCAUCAUCCCCAUAACACACUGAAUCAUCACAACCAUCAGAAAGCGAAGGCGGCCAAACUCGUGCAACAGGCAAUCAUCAACAGUGCGAUCAGUGCUUCCGAAUUAGCGACAGCGGCAGCAAUAGCGAAGCAGCAGGAAAAGCACCAUCAGCAGCAGCAGCAGCAACAGAAAAAGGAGGAAGAGUUGGCAGCCGAGGACAAGCAUUCGGCGCCUGCAGUAGUGGCAGCCGAGGAGAUGAAAGUGCUCAGCAACAGCAGUAGUACCAACGAGAAGGAGAAAGAGCGCCAGUCGAAGCGUAGUGCAGCGGACAGAAUGGGAUUGAAGGGGUCUACCAUCAAGCCGGAGCAUCACUCGGUCGAGUUGAUGGAGUGCGAGGGUUUGGAUCCGAAGAACACCAAACGCAUCAGCUUGGGGCUAAGGCAGAAUCCGAAGCGGGCUAAUUUGAACGAAGAUUUCACCAGUCUGCUAGAUGAGACGCUGGAACCGAUGCGUAAGCCACGCAUUCGGAGAGAAUCGGCAAAGCGAAUCAACUACUCAGAACCACGAGAGGAUGAAAUCGCGUCCCAGGAAGAGAUCAUGCAAAGUAUUAUUGAUAGUACGGCAAUCGAAGCGGGUGAGACGGCCAGCGGUAGAAAAAAAGGACGCGCAAAAUCAGUGGAUGUAAAAAUACGUGGUAUUCAGUGGCGUGCACCGUCUCCGCAGUCCCGACCUCCGGUCAAAUCUCCCCUGCUCUAUAAAGUAAUUGAAGAUCCAAAGUCGAAGAGUAAAAAGAACACUUCCCCCACUAAGGAAUCCACUGCCAGUGGCAGUCCUAGUAAAACAAAUAAAAAUGGAAUAAUCGUAAAGAUUCGGAGGGUUCGGCAGUCGGAGCUUAGUUUGCUAAAUGACGAAGCGGAGAAUUUCAUGUUUCCCAAGAAGGAUGAGAGUUCCGACGAAGAGACGGAUGAAGAUCGACAAACCACCUCGGAGCUGGCUUCCGGGGAGUACUCCCAGGAAAUCUUGAGCAGUGAUAUUGAACAGCGAAAUUCCAGCAUGCGAAAGUCUGCUGGAACACCUGGUCCAAACAGCAGAAAACGAACACCUGCUCCCAGUAAACUUCCGACAGAUUCUCCUAGUAAAAAGAGUGCGAAAAUUGUCGAUCGGAGCUCUGCAACCACUCCGGUGCCAGGAGGAAGGGGAGGACGUCGUGGCAGCCGUGGACCGGCAGCGCUUCUCCAAGACAACGCUGAGUAUUACAAAUUUCCUGAUCCGGGAUCCAGGUUGCGAUUUCCGGAAGCCCCCAUCCAGCCAGACCCCGCAGUAGAAGACAAUGAAUCAAACACAGCAUCGUCGUCAGUAGCGACAGCAAGCGACAACAACAAUCGCAGCAAAAAGCGCAGUGGUGGCGGUAGUAGAAGAAGCACUCGUGCGGUUACACCAGCUCCGGCUACGGUGACCAGCAAGGAGAAACAGCGGCGACGGCAACAGCAGCAGCAAGAAAAAGACGUCCCGUUGACUACCAGGUCAGCACCUGGUUCUCCCUGCCACAAUCACCACCAGCAGGAGGACGGAGAGGAAGAGGAGGACGAGCUGAAGCAAGAGCUGUCACUACCUACGAGCUGUGGUCAAAUCAUUGCCAACAAGGGGAAGGAGGAUGGGAUGGGGGUGUUCAAAUGGAGCAAUUUCAAUAGGAACUGUAAGCAAAUUGAACCAUAUCGGUUCGCGUUCGAGCGGGUUCCCUCGCUGGAACCGUGGUACGAGACGUUCCAGCGCCAGGACGAGAGCUGCGAGAAGAUGUACGAGUACUUUGGGAAUACUGCAUACCGGAAACUGCCAUACGAGAUGGGGCCGCUGCCUGCGCUGCAGCAAAACUGUUGCAUUCUCAACUAUCGCAUUAAGUCGAAAGCACCAGAGUCAAGUAUACCAACCACCACAACAAACAACAGUAGUAAUAGUAGCACCGGCAGUAGUAGUAAUGGCGGUAGUUGUGGUGUUACUGCAACCACUGCCACUCCUGCGACCGAAGGCACCACAACGACAGCGAGAUCACCGCCGACGACUGCUCCAAUCUCCGGCGCAGCAGCACCUAACACCACUGACAUCGUAAUAGAUCAGUCGCUAUCGUUGCCACUGAAGAAGCGAAAACUACUUAUAGAAUCGGAACGCCCUCGGAAGAGUCCCCGGGAGCACGCCUCCACGCUAGCCAUUCUCGGUCUUCUGCAGCAGCAACAGCAGCAUAAUCGACGGAGAACGAUCAGCGCAUGUUCGAGCAUUCCAUUCAUCACUCAAACCAGCCUUCUUCGACCACCGAGUCCAUUGUAUAGUCCCAAGAAACAGGAACAGCAGCAGCCGCAGCAGGAGGCGGAUUCGGCGCUUGGGGAUGAAAUUCGUUCUUCCUGUGGGAGCGACCCAGUCACUGAGAAAGAGGUCGUGGAACCCCCGGAAAGUGGGGGUAGUGGUGGUGCCAGCAGAAUAAAAUUCGAUCCACCGGUGAUCCAGGAUUCUUACAUAGACUACAAGAUGAUGUGCCAACAGCUGGAGGAAUUUUUAAGUGAGAAGGGCACAUGCGAUCCGAUGGAGGAAGAUGAUGUGUUCUUUGGGCUUGAAGUUCCGCCAGUCGCUAAGACUGUAUCGAUUGGGGAAGUGGGAGCGGAGGCACCCAUCAAGCGUGAUCUUCUCGAUAUCGUGCAAGCCUGUGAUAAAGAACCACCCCUUAGCUUGAAGUUGGUCAGCCGCCAUGAAAGCAUCGUGCGGAAGAUUGUUCAGUACGACCGGAGGCCUCGGGCUCUUAGCUCUAUUUCGAUCAAGUCAUUCGAUGGGGGAGGAUCCGGUUUCGGGAUAUUCAGGAAACGUAUCAACAGGACAGGGUGGCCAAAUGCGAAGAAGCGUAUUGUCACUAGGAAGCAGCAACUUUUGCUGAAGGUGAAACGUGAGGAGGGAGGCGAGAAUGUUAAGAUGGAGGAAGGCGGGGAUGAGUUACGAAACUCGCCGACGGAGGAAUCUCAGAAUAGUGGAUCUGUGGAGCAGAUUAAGGUGGAACAUGAGGAUGAGAACGAAGAGGAGGAAGAUGACGAGUUUGAAGAUACAAUGACCAUGAUCGAUGAUGAGGACCCCCAAGGGGACAAGAUUGAUCAGCUAAUGACGGAGGACGAAGAAGAUCUAGUGACGCCAAAGAAGGCAGUUGAUGAUCGUCCUUCAACUCCUGUGCCAAGUAGAAUGGAGGAAGUGAACCUUCUGAAUAGAUCUCGCAUUUUACCCAGCAGUAAGUAUGUGACUAAAACUACGACCACUAUGACACGGGUCGAUUACAACGUUCCUUUGCCGUCACCUGGUGCCAUCACGAAUUUAAACCCGUCAAGUGGAGUCAGCGAAAAACAGCAUGCUUCUUCUGCUAACCAUCACCACCACCACCACCCCCAUCCACAACAACCCUCCACUCCGGCACGUACCAAAUCCGAAGUCAACUGUACGAAUUCGUCAAUAGCUGCCAUUAUCCCCGAUGACGACGACAAAGAGUGCGAUUCGAUCAGUUCCCGGAGUAUCUUCGUGAGCGAUGACUGUGAUACAACUUCAUCCACGCUUAUCAACUUGUGCACCGAAGAUUUGCCAUCGAACCAUCCCCCAGUGUCAUCGGGUGUCACCCCUAUCUCUCUUCGAAGCUGCGCAACACCCUUACCUACUGGUGCCCUUCAAUCGGACGAACCUCUGGAUCGACCUGGUUCACGGGUUUCACGCAUCAGCAACAACUCCCGUCAUCCGGCAGCGAAUGCCGGCAGCAGGAGGAGGCGAACUUCUUCGGCGUGUAGCAAAUCAUCCACCCUUCAGCCGAUCGUUUGCUUGGAGAAACUCAACUGUUCCUCGAUGCGAACCCGAUCAUCCUCCCGAACUCCCGUCAAAACGUACAAACGGUCGGUGUUCACUAGUGCGCUCAUCAGUUCUUCCGGGAAACCGUUGAAAAAGAAGAGGAAGAAAAAACACAAACUCAACGGGAACAGUUCAUCGGCAUCCGGCGACACGUCUUCUCCGAUUUGUCUCCUAGAGGAUGAUCAUAAUCCCCCCGUCACCGCGGCAACCACAGACACAGCCAGGACCACCACAUCGGCAGGAUGCGAAGGAGAGCCAGACCUGUUGGAUGUGGAUCCGAGCCAUAUCAGUGAUAACCCCCAGCGGCGGUCCACAAAAAAUCGGCCUCCAACGCCGAGUCCGAUUAAAUUCUCUCCCCGGAAGCUGCGGAAACCACGGGGGAGGUGGUACAGGGAAAGAUAGGUAAGUUCCGCUUUCGCGCAAUGAGUCAAACGUCUUGUUUUUGUGGUGCGCACACAUUUUGUGGAUGUGUAGGCGUUAUUCAAUCUAUGAGUCACUUCGCUCUGUGAGUCCAAAAAAAAAAAAGAAAUCGUGAGAACCAAGGCUAACAGUAUACCGAUAUUUAUUGGAAUGUGUAUUAGGAGGAAACUGCCGCGCAGAGAGAACUGCGGCGAAAGCAGAAAGGAAGCAAAUCGUAGCGCGCGCUUAAUAACGACAAUGUUACGUUUUGUUUUUUUAGCUUCGCUUCCGUUUGUUUGUUUUAAAUACGGAUGGAAACCGAAGCUGCUUAUGAAUGUUUUUUAAGUUGUACUAUUUCUCGUUCAGACUAUUAUUAAUAAGUCUAGCUGUGUAGCGCAAGUUAGGUAACUAUUGAACACAUACAGACAGGAAGAGUUUUUAGACGGGAGAUAGGAAUCCAUUUAUUCAUUAGUUGUAUACAUUAUUUUCCAAAUGCCGUAGCUAAUUCAACAAGCCAAGCAAGUAAAUUAUAAUGAAAUGAAGAAGGAGAACGAUGAACGUAAGGGUAACGUAAACAGAGAAAAAAAGUCUAGAAAGCUUACGAACUAUUAGUACGUGGAUACAUAAAAAACAAAAAAAAACCUUCGAGAAAAUCAUUUUAAAUUAUAGUGUCGGAAAAAAAUUAAAACCCAUGAUGAUAAACCAUCCUGUAAUAAAGAAAACGAUGUUCAAAAGAUUAA
Messenger RNA from Toxorhynchites rutilus septentrionalis, 7910 nucleotides. Its product is annotated as protein chiffon-like. Bases 1222 to 7173 code for a protein of 1983 amino acids. Gene Ontology annotation, cellular component: nucleus; Dbf4-dependent protein kinase complex. Gene Ontology annotation, molecular function: zinc ion binding; nucleic acid binding; protein serine/threonine kinase activator activity. Lineage: Eukaryota; Metazoa; Arthropoda; Insecta; Diptera; Culicidae. The record is from RefSeq and is a predicted model, not a curated record. The transcript is spliced from 7 exons. Gene Ontology annotation, biological process: regulation of cell cycle phase transition; positive regulation of nuclear cell cycle DNA replication.